Drosophila erecta is the source of this 1632-nucleotide messenger RNA. RefSeq names its product 2-aminoadipate transaminase. Lineage: Eukaryota; Metazoa; Arthropoda; Insecta; Diptera; Drosophilidae. The record is from RefSeq and is a predicted model, not a curated record. The transcript has 4 exons. Gene Ontology annotation, molecular function: pyridoxal phosphate binding; L-2-aminoadipate:2-oxoglutarate transaminase activity. Gene Ontology annotation, biological process: biosynthetic process. The coding region runs from base 226 to 1503 and encodes 425 amino acids.
GACUCAACCCAUUACACUCGUUAGUAAAGAAAUUUAAAAUUUUGGAUAGUGCCCAGAUCCUAGAUCUUUUCAUCCAUCUAGGAAACCUAGUGUGCCCAUAUGCUGAAACCAAUGGGUAUGCAAUGGCGAGCACUAAAAAAUGAGACCUAUUCACAUUUUGCACAAUAACCGCAAGUACACAUCGCUUAGAUAAGGCAUUAGUAUGCCAAGAACAGAACGUUAAACAUGUUGAAAUCCAGUCAAGAUCGGAAACUAAAGCACCUUUUCGACGGCGGUGAUUGGAAUGUGUACGAACCGAAUAUCCUAAAUCUUGGAGUGGGUGCUCCAGGAACCGAUCUCCUGGCCGCCAACUGCGAUAACUUCCGGACGGCCACAGAUCAUUGUCUGGAACGCGAAAAGCGUGAAAACCAAUCGCUGAUUUUCCAAUAUGGACCAACAAGUGGAACAUUCGAGGUGCGCCGUGAAAUAUCCACCUAUUUCAGCGAAAUGUUUCAAAGUCCCGUAAAUUGUGAGGAUUUGAUAAUAACCACAGGAGCAACUCAGGGUCUUCACCUACUUUUGUCCACAAUGUUGGACUUUGAGGGUUUCGUAUUCGUGGAUGAGUACACCUAUAUGAUUGCGUUGGAUAGCAUAAAGCACUUCAGCACUCUGACCGUAGUUCCCGUAAGGCUCAACGAUGAUGGGGUGGACCUGAACGAUCUUAAAGAGCAGGUCUCUAAACGGCGCUUUCAAUCGAAGAAUAAGGAGUUCUGGGGAAUCUACUACACCAUACCAACCUAUCAUAAUCCCACGGGGAUUCUAUUCUCGCCAGAGGUCUGUCGUGGAAUCGUGCAACUUGCUCGGAAGUUUGAUUUCCUUGUCGUCUGCGAUGAUGUUUAUAAUAUCCUUAACUAUGGCGAAAAGCCCACCCACAGUCGUCUGUUGUCUUAUGAUGAUAGAAAUGAUGCCGACUUUGCAGGACAUGUUAUUUCCAAUGGCAGUUUCUCCAAGAUUCUGGGUCCUGGAGUUCGCUUGGGCUGGCUUGAAGUUCCUCCACGUCUGAAGCCCAUUUUAGAUGGUAGUGGAUUUGCAGUUAGCGGUGGAUGUUUUAACAACUACACAUCCGGCAUUGUGGCCAGUCUCUUUGAGCUGAAGCUAGCCCAAAAGCAUAUAGCUGCAGCCCAUGAGGCUUAUAAGGAGCGAAUGCUGGCCACCACGCAGGUGCUUCGAGAUGGGUUGCCAGACUGCUGCAAGCUGGUCAGCCCCACGGGAGGAUACUUCAUUUGGGUGCGCAUCCCGGAUCAAUUGGACAGCCGAGAGUUUCUCAAGUACUGCCUGGAGAAUCAUAAGAUAUACUUUAUAGUGGGAACACGCUUCUCUGCGGAUGGUCAAAGUGGCAAACAGUUCUUCCGCCUGUCCAUCGCCUUCUAUCCCAAGGAAAAGUUGGUGGAUGGAACUAGAAGACUUUGCAAUGCACUUAAGGAUUACAUAGUCGACCAACAGGUACCCCAUGGCGUUUCUUAAUAUGGCAAAAUAUUUUUAUUAUUGUGGUUAUCUGCUAUCGUACUUUAAAUAUGACUUAAAAAGAUGUGACUGUGCACUAAACUACUUAUCAAGAAGUUAUCUACUAUAUAAAGAGAUAUAUGAUAUACA